Molecule: messenger RNA, 882 nt
Organism: Chlorella variabilis
Lineage: Eukaryota; Viridiplantae; Chlorophyta; Trebouxiophyceae; Chlorellales; Chlorellaceae
Product: expressed protein
Exons: 3
Coding region: 1-882 (293 amino acids)
Source: RefSeq, a predicted model, not a curated record
AUGCGGCCCAUGGUCGUAGGGAGGGCAGCGCGGCUGGCCCGCAGCGCGCGCAGCUACACCAGCGCCACGAAAGCGACGGCGUCGCCCUUGGCCGCCGUCGCCCACUCCUCCUCGCCCCCCGCCGCCCCGUCCAGCCCGCCCGCCGGCGCCUCGCUGCAGUGGUGCGGCGCAGGGCUGAGCCUGCAGCAGGCGUUUGACGCGCACAGCUUUGCGCAGCUGGGGCACCACGGGGAGGUGCCUGCGGGAGAUGCUGACGAGGACGAUGAGCUGGACCUCCAGGUGGCAGCCAUUCUGCGGCAGCACCUCGAAGACGCCUUCAGCCGCGGCUCCACCGCAGCGCCCGGCAUGUGCGGGCCGCCCGCCGCUGCCUUGGCUGUGGCGGCGGAGGCGGAGGCGCUGCAGCCGGCGGUGGCGCCGCCGCCGCCCGCCGCCGCCGCCAGCCUGCGGGCCAGCACAAAGGCUGUGGAGGCGCGGCUGGCCAAGCCGGCGCCGGCCGCCGUGCCGCUCACGCUGGAGGCAGCGCUGCAGCCCAGCACGCAGGCCAGGCAAGUCGCUGCACAAAGGGCGAGCCUGCUCGUGAUGGUUGUGGAGGCUGAGGCGCCACACACGGUUGCCUGGGCCAACGUGGCGUGGGAGGAGCUGGCGGGGGUGGAGUGGACCUCGGUGCUGGGCCAGCCCUGCUUGGAGGUGGUGCAGGCCGCCGCCAGCGAGGAGCUGGCGGAGGGGCUUGCUGAGGCGCUGCAGCAGCGCGCGCGCGGCAGCGCCGUGCUGUGCUACGGCGGCGCGCCGGUGCGCGUCACCGCCGCGCCGCUGCUCGCCCGCGACGGCUCCCCGCCCCGCAUGCUCCUGGCCUUCACCCCCGCCGGACGCACCCCCGAGUGA